AUGGCUGAAAUUUUCAUCUCCAUAGCUGCCAAGAUCUCGGAAUAUGCGGUGGAUUUAGCGAUACGUCAAGGACAGUAUCUGUUUCGUGCUGGAAGAUUCAUUAAGAAUCUUGAAAAAGAAAAGCAGAAGCUGAUUUCAACUCUAGGUAGUGUGCAGAAAAGAGUUGAAGCAACUGAUAAAACAGAACAAGUCAAAGAUUCUGUUCUGAAGUGGAUCAAUGAAGCCGAAAAGCUUGUAGAAGAGAGUCUAAUAAAUCUGAACAAAAAUGGUCAAUUUGAUACUAUUUCCUUCCCUGCUCCAAUUCCAGGCAGUGAGUAUUUAUAUCCUGGAAACAUUGUUUACUUCAAAUCCACAAAAAAAGCUCCGGAUCAAAUUUUGGAGGCGUUGCAAGAUGAUAGUAUCAAUUUGAUUGGACUCUAUGGAAUGGGAGGUUCUGGUAAGACAAUACUGGUGAAAGUAGUUGGUAACAAGGCCAAGACUAUGAAUCUUUUCGACCGAGUUGUGCUUGCCACUGUGUCACAAACUCCGGAUAUCAAAGUGAUUCAGAAGGAAAUUGCUGAAUUGAUGGGGCUGAAAUUUUCUGAAGAAAAUAAAGCAUCAAGAGCAAUAAGAAUAUCUUUGGGUCUGCAAAGUAAACAGAGAAUUCUUGUGAUCUUGGAUGAUGUUUGGGCUAAGCUCAAGCUUGAAGAUAUUGGAAUUCCUUGUGAAGAGGGUAACCAAUGCAGCUGCAAGGUCCUUUUGACUACGCGUCUGCGUGGAGUUUGCACCUUGAUGAACUGUCAAAGAGAGAUUCCUUUACAUCUCUUGUCAGAAGAGGAAGCUUGGAUAUUUUUCAAAGAGUAUUCAGGAAUAGGUGACAAUUCGCCAUCCGAGGUAUUAAAGGUGGCCUCAAAUGUUGCUAUGGAAUGUAAAGGGUUACCAAUCGCAAUUGAAGCAGUGGGAUCUUCCAUGAAAAAGAAGCCUAUUGAGGUCUAGAAGGCAGCAUUAUACAGUCUGAAACAUUCAAAGCCAAUGGAUGUUGAAGAUGGAGUGAGAGAUGCCUUC
Molecule: messenger RNA, 1044 nt
Organism: Arachis ipaensis
Lineage: Eukaryota; Viridiplantae; Streptophyta; Magnoliopsida; Fabales; Fabaceae
Source: RefSeq, a predicted model, not a curated record